Molecule: messenger RNA, 2910 nt
Organism: Mercenaria mercenaria
Lineage: Eukaryota; Metazoa; Mollusca; Bivalvia; Venerida; Veneridae
Product: protocadherin Fat 1-like
Exons: 5
Coding region: 66-812 (248 amino acids)
Biological process (GO): homophilic cell-cell adhesion
Cellular component (GO): membrane; catenin complex
Molecular function (GO): cadherin binding; calcium ion binding
Source: RefSeq, a predicted model, not a curated record
UAUUCAAAUCUUCGGCGUUCAAUUGGUUAGUCAGUUCUAAAUUUGGGCUCAUUUGACAUCUGAACAUGAGGACGGAUAGAAGUAUAAUGUUUCUGAUGAUAUUGGCAUUGCCUAUCUCAGCAGAUGCUGCUAUAACCUCAUGGAGUAACCCAAGUAUUCCUUCGGCAGACGGAAAUGGGGUCAUUUCUGUUAGUGAGGGCCAAUCCACAUUCUUCAUUUUUACAACUAUUACGGCUGUCAGCGAUGCAACUUUAGUGCAGUAUGUGUAUACGGUGCAGGCGUCCCCGAUUUCGGUACUUACUGGUGGUGAAGUACAAAUUACAUCAACACUUGACUUUGAGACAACUUCUAGUUACACAAUUGUGGUGGAGGUAAUUGACAAUGAACCAGCUACUGGAACAGCAACUAUAACUGUAUCUGUCACAGACGUCAAUGAGGCUGCGCCAGCGUUUGAUCAAAAUACAUUCAGUGCCUGCAUUGCCGAUGGUUCCACUACAGACACAACGCUUACAACAACACUUGCGACUGACCAAGAUACCAGUAAUACAGUUACCCAUAGCUUUGCAGGUGGGAACACAAACAAUGAUUUCAAAAUUGAUGCAAACACAGGCUUGAUACAAGUAAAUUCAGCCAGCCUUACUUCAUCAGUUACAGCGAGUUAUGAUCUAGUAGUGGAAGCUGUUGACGACGGUUCACCAAUUUUAACCGGAACAACAACCGUGUCUGUGACCGUUGGUGACUGUAGCAGGGCGACAAAACUAGUUUGCAUUGCAAUGACGAUAAUAGUGCCCAUAAUUGUUAUAAUGAUUUAGAUAUGCGAAACAUCUCAAUUGAACACUGACGAAAUAUGAAAACGGAACACACAUAUACCUGAAUAUAUGUUUUUACUACAAAAACACCACCUUGAAAUGUUCAACACAUGCACAUCUCGAUAUCCUAUACCCAUUGUGUUAAAUUUCAAUCAUCACAACAGACUAUAAAAUAAACAUAACGGGUAUAGAUAGAGAUGGUACCUAAAAUUUCAAAUUGCAUCUGAUAUUAUUUUCUGUUUGAAACUUAAUAACAGAGUACCUCAAUUAUAUAAUGAUUUAACUUUCAUACUUCAUUUUUCAUGCUGAAAGGCAAUAUUUAAUCCGAAAAAUUUGGUCCUACUUGGAAAAAUGAAGCCGGUGACAGAACUCUUCUAUGACUAUUUAGUUAUGUGGACAAAGUACGCACAGACUCGGAUGUGUUUCCCAAACAUAUAGUUUACUUCAAGAUCUAUGAAUAAUCAUUCAAACAAAAAAGUUGAGCAUUAUCUUUCAUUUUCGAACGAAAUAAUUCAAAGAUAAUUAUUUUUAUUCAUACUGCCGAUAAUUUACAGGUACUGUAUGAUCAUAGGAAAGAAAACAUUAUUCGACGUGAGAAAAAAUAUAAACAGACUAUACGAAUUUUACGACAUCGAAUCCCUCAACAUUUUACCAAAUUCGUUUGCCAAGAAUAAUCAAGGCCUCAAAAUGUACGAGAUAAAAACAGAGCGAUAUAAAAAUGUAUAUUCUAACUGAAGGUCACACCAAAACCAUACCAAAAGCUGUGCCGAAAGAAGUUAUUUCACUUUUUAUGACACGCAAAUUGUUUUUACAAAUGUACCUAAUUUGCAUAUUGACCGAGGCGUGCGGAAUCGCAUUUACCUUGCGGAAUCUGCUGUUACAGAAAUUUCGGUUAAUAAAAUGCAAACGUUCUUUAGUAUAAAUAAAAUGGUUAUGUUAGUUAAAAAGAAAUGACAGUCACCUUUCUUUAGCUAAUCCAUCAAAAUAACGAAGCCGGUUUCGCUGUCAAAAGUUCCCGUAUUUACUGUACGGUGCUAUGUUAAAAUAUUGCUAGCGUGAGAUAAGCGAUAUGCGCUUCAGUUUUGCUCUUGAUUUGUUGUUGUUGUCGUUGAAUAAGUAGCCUUAGGUACCAUCUCUAGUAUAGAAAUUGAAAUACAUGUAAAGAAUAUUAUACAAUUAUGUUAUAUUGAGAAACCUUUAAUGAUACUAGCCUUUAUUUGAUCCACCAUUUGACAAGACGCACCGGUACUUUAAUAUCAAUAUGUCCACUUAUAAGUGACCGUUUAAAUUUCGUAACUGAAUAUCUUGAUUCUGACAUAAAAAGCCUUAAAAAAUAAUUAACUGUAUACUUAUAAAGAAGCAUCUGUUGUUAACCAGGGGCGUUUUAUUUUGGUUUAAGCCAAAGUACGAGGGUUGUCCCAGAAAAUCGGGAACAUUUUUAUUAUUUCUAAAAUAAGCGACGCAUGAAAUAAUCAUUUUAACUGAUGCUAUUUCAAUGUAUACUUGACAGGACUAUAAAGUUUAAAAUUAAAUACCUCUCACAUUAUUUGAGUAUUCUUUAAAUAAUGGACGGCAGUCAGUGCUAGCCGGCGCACGCUCAUUUUUCCUCCUACAGAAAGAAGCGGCUUCCAUUUUUAAUCAUGUAACUUACCCGAUAUACAUCUUACUAGAUUAAAAUUUAUAUCGACGUUAACUGCAAUGUGUGGCACGUAAUUAUGUUGCGUUUCAAGUCUUUGACAUCACUUAUUUUAAAAUGGUGAUGUAAAUUUGAAAGUCACGGACGCACACACUUUCAUAAAUUACGACGUCAGAAAAGUUCGCGGCGCAGGAAGUAUUAAUAAAAUAUUGUGUAGGUAGCUUCACAAACAGAACGGGAACUGAAAAAUUCUGGAAAUCAGGAAAAUAUAAGCAGGACACUUGUCUUUACGUGGUACAAACGUUUUAAGGAAAGUUGAUCGAGUGAUUCAAAGAGAGGGCAACAAAAUGCUUUUAAAACUUUCUGCGCCAGGAACUUAUCUGAUGUAGUCAUUUUUGAAAUUUAGUGCGACCGUGACUUUCAGAGUUCCAUCACUAUUUAAACGUAAGUGACUCCAAAGACUUG